Dioscorea cayenensis subsp. rotundata (Guinea yam) is the source of this 1541-nucleotide messenger RNA. RefSeq lists its product as uncharacterized. The transcript has 4 exons. Bases 907 to 1515 code for a protein of 202 amino acids. Lineage: Eukaryota; Viridiplantae; Streptophyta; Magnoliopsida; Dioscoreales; Dioscoreaceae. The record is from RefSeq and is a predicted model, not a curated record.
ACAGACUACAGAAGACUAAGACAAAUAAGAAAAGGGAAAUAACAGAAAAAAGAAAAAGGGAAGGAAGCAACACCAGUGGUGUAACAGUACAAGGCAACGAAAGAAAAACAAUCAACAGAAAAGAACACAAACAAAGAUCCACAACCAGGAGCUGAGGAGACGAAUAUGAAAAAGUUCUCAAAAUAAACAAACGGUUUUAUUCUCUUUUUUCUUGUUAGCCCGCUUUCCACCCAAUCCUCAUGCCUUCUUUUCGUCCUUGACCCUGUGGCAUUCUUGCUUCUCCCUCUCUUUCUCCCAAAUCCGAUCUCGUACUAGUGUUUUCCCGAUCCAAAAAGCAGCCUUUUCCAUUCCCCAGCGCUGCCGCCGAUCACCCAUGGGCUUCCCUCUCUGUGUCCGGGCCGUCAUCUUCGAGGUCUACGCCACAUCGCGCGUGAAAGUAUACAUAAAUGGGUCUAGACUCUAGAGGGCUAUACGCUUCGAUCAAAGCGUGGUUAUAGGAUCUCACAGUGUCAGAAUGAGCAGGCUUUAAUGAUUUUGUCAUGCUUAUGGCAUGUCUUGACCUCUCUGUGAGUACCAUUUCAUUCCAAAGUGUGUGUGUGUCUAGCAAUCCUGCUAUAUUUAACUACCCUUUCUAUUUUAAAAUGCAAAUUAUUUUGUCGGGACCAGAAUGGGAUUAACUCAUCACAUACUUCAAUAUGAUUUUUUUUUUUUCACCAAGAUGAUCUUCUCAUACUUAUGGCAUGUCUUGACCUCUCUAACUAAACAAUGGAAAUAUGGCACUAUGGAUUCAUGCUGUAGCUGCAGUGACAUGACACAAUCAAGAAUUUUUAGCACAUUUUGUUUAGAGUGCAGAAUUAAUCAAUCUAAACGUAGCCAAUUAUAUAUUCAUGCUAUAGCUGCAGUAACAUGGACACCAUCAACAUGUCCUGCUCCAUUUCAUGGACUGAAUUUGCUUCCCGGCUCCAAGGGAAGUUACUCACAGACACAGAUGGAGUCAUUGUGGUUGUACUGAACUCGGACAACAUGGCAAGAUCAGACAACCAGCUUAAACCUAACUGUAAUUCCAACAUUGUUCAGCAUUGGGAAGUUGAUUCAGCUAUGACUGGCAGUAUCAAGGAAACAACAGAUGAUCAAUACGGUGGCAUGGUUAACAAGCUUAGUGUAAUGAUUUGCGCUCACUCAGCCCAUAUGGUGGAAGAUCGAAAGGUCUUGAAGGUCACCUUUCCAGAGGCUGCUGUCUUCCUACUAGCCGUAAGCCGUAAACUUGGUUUCUUUCCUGAUUGUGAGAUUACUGAUAAUAGAUGUACUUUUUCAGUAUUCUCUUUUUCUCUCUUUCUAUUGGCAGUUAAUUCUUGCAAUUUGUUGGUGGUAUAUGAUUUGAAACAAAGCAUCAUAUUCUCAUGUCAUUCAACACUUUAUUAUACAAAUAUGACGACAAGUUUGAUGAGCAUGUUGUCUUUGCAAUCAAAAGGGAGUGUAGUAUUCAACAGGAAUAUAAAAUUACAAACUGAAUGACUUUUAUGGAAACCUUAUUCAGAAAA